AUAUGACAGUGGGACAGCAGCACAAUGCACCUGACAGGAGGGCAGUGCACACACACACCUUCCUGUUCUAGCCUUUUCAAAUCCUGCAGUGAUUACUGUACACAGAAGAUCCACAUCAUGGAGACGAAGCUGUUAGUUUGUGGUGUCCUGCUCCUGGUUACAGUUACAGGAAGCAACGCACAGUCAGAUGUUUGUGGCACUGCACCGCUUAACAACAAGAUUGUAGGAGGUGAGGAUGCUACUCCAGGGGCGUGGCCCUGGCAGGUCAGUCUCCACAGCUUCUCCGGACAUUUCUGUGGAGGUUCCCUGAUAAACAACGAGUGGGUCCUGAGUGCUGCUCACUGUUUCUCCAGCUCCAGCACCUUUGGUUUCACCGUUUAUCUCGGACGUGACAGCCAACAAUCCAUCAAUCCUAACGAGGUGUCUCGGUCACUGUCUCAGAUCAUCAGACAUCCAGACUAUGACAACACCCCAAACAACAACGACGUCGCCUUGUUGAAACUGUCCUCGCCUGUUGAAUUCACCGACUACAUCAGACCAGUGUGUCUGGCGGCAGCUGGCAGCACGUUCCCAGCCGGGACGACAUGUUGGGUCACCGGAUGGGGAACCAUCCGAAGUGACGGCACUUCUCUGCCAUUCCCACAGACGCUACAGGAGGUGAGUGUACCUGUGGUGUCCAACACUCAGUGUAGCUCCUCCUACAGUGACCUCACAAGCAACAUGAUGUGUGCUGGUUUGGAGGAGGGAGGAAAAGACUCCUGCCAGGGUGACUCUGGCGGCCCGUUUGUGACCAAAGACGGCUCUAAGUGGGUCCUUGCUGGAGUGGUGAGUUUUGGAAGAGGCUGUGCUCUGCCUGACUUCCCAGGAGUCUACGCCCGAGUGUCCGAGUAUCAGAGCUGGAUCAGCAGUCAGAUUAGCAGCGAGGAUGGCAGCACCCAGCCGGGCUUUGUUGCUGUCCAGAGCAGUGGUUCAACAUCAGGAACUGCUCGACUGGUUUCCCUCUCGCUUCCUCUGCUCCUGUCCUUGCCACCUGUUCUUGUUUCUUUUUUUGUGCUUUCAUAAGAUGCCUAAUGAUGAUAAAUGCACCAAUAUGAAGUCAAUGUCAAUGAAGUCAAUGCUGCCUUGUGGUCUCACUUCGCUUUUGUAAACUCAUUUAUAUCUAAAACAAGGAAAAAAAUCUGCACAUGGAGUGAAACAUCUUGUGCUGAAGAAAUUUAACAGAAAGACAUCAGAAACUUUUCAAUCAAGAAAAUUACUUUUGAUUUACAAACUUGAAAAGUCUGCUGAUUAUUUUCAUUAAUUAAUUGUUUUGUUUUAAAGAUGACAGAAAAUAGAGAAAUGAGUGCUUAAAAAGCCCUUUUUUAAAUAAACUUUCCUACUUGUAGCAUCUUUUUUCUGUCUUCUGCUCUUCAGCUACAACUUGUUUAAGGUUUUUCACAAGAACAUAGACAUUUAUAUAUACACAUGUAUGAUGUUAUGACUUUUUUUUAACUGGAAGAUGAUAUAUUUUUGGUUGAGGCUGCAGCUAAGGAUUAUAUUCAUAACUGCUUAACCUACAGAUUAUUGUCUAAACUAAUCAAUAUUUUUUUUGUCUAUAGAAUAUUAGAAAGUAAUGAAAAUACCCCAAAAAAUAUAGUUUCCCAUGGCCCAAAGAGAUAUAUUCAACAUACUUGUUUAUUCAAAAUCCACUGAUAUAAACUUUAUCAUAAAACAACAAAAAACAUUCAACUUGUUAGUUUAAUUAAUCAUUUUAAUAAUCAUAAUGUGUUUGAUUAUAAUUAAUUAAUAAACAGAGCCAUUUAAAAAGGCUCUGCUAACAAAAAAAAUAAUACUGACUUUAGUGCAUUAUAUAAAAAAAGAGAACUAAAAGAUGAUAAAAUUUCCCAGUUAGUGACUCUAUUUCCUUAUUGUGUUUUGAAAUUAUGAAUUUAACAUUAAGCUUUAAAAUUAAAUUGGAAAACAUUUAUUUGAAAAGGCUCCUAAAUUUACCCAAUUUCCUCUAACAUUAACAUUUUCCAUUUUGUGAUCAAUAAGUUGAAAAUUAAACAUAAAGAUGUUAAAUUAAUGUUAAGCAAUAAACUGACUGAUUGUGAGGUAGCGUAUGACCCUUAGAAAAUGUGACCUAAUUAAAAAAUAAUGAUAAUUUAAAACCUUUUUUGAGAGGAAUUUAUCCUUUUUGUUAUAAAUCAUAUUAACUCACCAUUUAAUAACAAUAAAGAAAUAGAAAUAUUGACUUGCAAGUUUGAUUGCCUUUUCUUUUCAGUUUCAAAUUUUAAGUUUUACAGUGCACAUUUAAUCAGAUUUAAUUAAUCAGGUCAUAAGGCUUUUUUUUUUACCUACAAAACUGAAAGUUGUGUAUGAGCACAAAUAUUUAAAUUAAUGAAGUUCUUUAAUGUGUAUUGAUGGUGGGAGCAUGUAUAUCUGUGUUAAUAUGGACUUAACUGCCUCUUUUUUUAACUCAUUAGGGGCCUACUGUAACUAUUAAUGCCUUGAUUUUUUUUUUGUUUUGCUUUUUGCACUGAAAACGUACAACUGUGAUUUACUCCUUAAAUAUACAUGAAGUGCAAAUAAUAUUUAUCUUUUACAUUCAGUCAAACAUUAAAACCAGCUGUCAGUGUGUACAAUACAACUAAAAUGUAACACCAAAUACCACGUGUAUAUCUGUUUGACUGUAUUAUGUGAAAUAAAAAAAUUUUUCCCUAA
Messenger RNA from Epinephelus lanceolatus (giant grouper), 2703 nucleotides. RefSeq names its product trypsin II-P29-like. The record is from RefSeq and is a predicted model, not a curated record. Gene Ontology annotation, biological process: proteolysis. Gene Ontology annotation, molecular function: serine-type endopeptidase activity. NCBI's taxonomy places the organism in Eukaryota, Metazoa, Chordata, Actinopteri, Perciformes, Serranidae.